Owenia fusiformis is the source of this 3758-nucleotide messenger RNA. Lineage: Eukaryota; Metazoa; Annelida; Polychaeta; Sabellida; Oweniidae. The record is from the annotation of a GenBank genome assembly.
AUGAAUACGCGCACGGGGAUUCGAAGUGGACAUAACAUGUUAUACUUGGUGAUUGUCGUUGCCUGUGUUUGUGCCCCAUGUAUGGUGAAAGGCGCCUCUGAUAAUCGAGGAACUGAGUUCAUACUGACAUUCAUGGAAAAUGUUGGAACAUCGAAGGACCUACAGCUUUUUGUUACAACAACAACGACGUCUGCUGUAUCAGUAGAAGUGACAGCACCAGCGUUUCCAGGGGCCAUCAUAGCGCCAUCUAACUUUGAGGUUACGUCAGGGGAAGUUGUGUCAGUUCUAUUAUUGAACUCAUUGCGCAUGACCGGAACUGGAGUUAGCACGAAAGGUGUUCGCAUAACUGCCACAGAAGAAAUCGUCGUUUACGGCGCGAAUCAAGAAAGGCUGUCAAAUGAUGGAUUUGUCGCUCUGCCAACUGACGUCCUUGGGAAGGAGCACUUUGCGUUCAGCUGGUAUCCUCCAUCGGAAAUGUGUGAGUUUGCAUUAGUUGCCAUCGAGGAUAACACAAAUGUCAACAUCACUUUACCAUCCCCUGGAACAGGAGAUUUUGUUCUAUUUGAGGGACGAACCUACAACGAGGGCGAUACAAUAUCAGCGACGCUUGACAUGUAUGGGACCUUACAAAUUCAGAGCGAAGGGGAUCUGACUGGAGCGCAUGUUGUAACGGACGAAGAUGUUGCAUUUUUCAGUGGGAACAAGAAAACGUCUGUUUUAUCACCUGGAUUGGCAGGACAAUCUUCUUCUCGAGACCAUCUUGUUGCGCAGUUGCCAGCCGUUGCUUAUUGGGGUAAGCGAUUUCUAUCUAUUCCAACCCCUCAAAGAACCGUUGGAGAUUAUUAUAUGGCCAUAGCAAGCCAAGCAGAUACGAACGUUCAGAUUUCACACUACGGAAGCUUUUAUCUUGCAAGGCCAGGGGACUCGCUGAAACUUCUAAUCGGUUCUUCAAACUACACCGAGUUCUCUUCGGACAAACCUAUUCAGGUUGUACAUGUCGUACAAACACUUACAACAAUACCAGAUGAAAAGUCGGAUCCCAGUAUGAUGCUAAUCCCACCGAUCGAGCAAUACGAAAGCGAUUAUAUCUUCACAACGCCAGAGAUGUCGACGGGCGCGUAUGUCAAUUUCGCCAUGAUUGUGGUAAAGGAUAGUGAGAAGGAGGGGAUCAGACUAGAUGGUAACACAUACACCCCUGGGGGAUGUGGGGAGGAUUACUGUAAGUGGAAUGAAGUCCCCGGGACAGAGUAUGUAGCAACGGCGUUUAACGUCACAGAAGGAACCCAUAGACUUAAGCACGAAUCCCCUAUUGCUGUAUUCGGCGCUUACAUAUACGGGACCGCCACGUUCGAGACUUAUGGGUUUCCUCUUGGAAUGAGAAUGGCACAGAUCAAUACGGUUUGUAUAGAAAGUAAUACAACUUUUGGCGAUGGGUUGGACAAUGACUGCGAUUCCCUCAUUGACGAAGAACUUUGUGACAACACACUAGAUGACGAUGGCGAUGGUAGGAUAAAUGAGGACUGUGCCGCCAUGGAACUAGUAAAUGAAUGCCUCGAAGAUUCACCAUGUGAAAAUUCGGGAACCUGUUUGGAUUUGAUGGUUGGCUUCAAUUGUUUAUGUACAGAUGGAUACACCGGCACUAAUUGUGAAACAGACAUAAACGAAUGCUCCAGUUCACCGUGUUUACAUGGAUCCACAUGUACAGAUCAAGUCAAUGGUUCACCGUGUUUACAUGGAUCCACGUGUACAGAUAAAAUCAAUGGGUACAUCUGUACAUGUGUUGACGGAUACACCGGGACACAUUGUGAAACAGAUAUAGAUGAGUGUCUCGAUGACCCAUGUCUAAAUGGUGGGAUAUGUGAAGAUAAAGUAAAUGGAUUUACUUGCUUUUGUGAAGGAUCUUUGUUCGGCGGAACACUUUGUCAAGACGUUCUUGCAUCGUCUUCGAGUGGAUUUCUAAGUAGUACAGAUGGCAUCAUCAUCGGUAUAUCCACCGGGUCUAUCCUCCUCUUGCUGGCUCUUAUUGGGUGUUGUUGCUGCUGUUGGUUCCUAUGGUUACGUCGAAAGAAACGCAAGGACAAAAUACUUGGAACAAGCGUGUUUGAAGUGGAUCAGGUUAAUUUUGGGUCAUAUGGACCAGGCAUUAUCACUCUUAAAGCUGAUGGUUACGGAAGUCCGGCGUUUGUCAAAUAUGACAAAGAGAAGAGCGUUUACUAUGUUUGGAUUGAAGAGGAUAAGAAUUUUGUAGUUUGGUAUCCUAAACUUCCUGGUUUCGCAUUUUGGCACCCUGAACAACAUGUUUAUGUACGUUGGGAUGCUAGCAGCCAAGGUUUUGUGAUUUGGGAUCAUGAACUUUACCUCCUUGAUGGUCAGCACUCGGCGCUUCCAAGUCGGGAAAUGUACAACUGGGAAACGGAUUUCCACGAAUGGGAUCCUACGCAGCAGAUUUAUACAAACGUACCAAUGGGGACCAACAUUAUGCCAGGAGAUCGAGAGUUGAGAUUGAAAUCGGGUUUUAAAACAGCUGAUUCAAACUUUGUGUCUAACAUCACAAUUGAGAAGGAUCACGAGAAAAAUUCACCAAAGUCUGUUUCAAAUAUCGGUAUGGUCGUCGCUGAAAACAAACGGCAGAAUGGAAACAAGAUGGACGUGGUUUGGCGCACCAAUCCUUCUUCUAUUGAUGGUUACGUGGGACAUAAUGGAAACGCUUGCUGCAUGAAUUAUAAUGUUGAGUCCUCUAGACUAAAUGGAAGAAUCUGGAACAACCGGUUCGGAUUUACAACGUAUCCGAGUGAUGGAUGGAUAGAACGGAAUUCAAGAGUACAGUCUCAAGUUGCUGAACGUAAUAGGAGCGAUUUCCACUCGGGAUUCUUACCAAGAGUCCAGCUGCUUGAAAACAGUGGAAAUUCCCAAGUACCAACCAGGGCUGAAGAACGAGAAUCUCCGAAAAAAUAACAUAAAUACAUGUAGUUGGAUGGUCUAGACAGUAUUCUGAAAAGGGAAUUCAAAGAUCAUCGUAUGCAUGCCAUUCGGUUGAAUAACCCGGAGUUUGACAAAUGAAAUAAUUUCAGUGUGCGGAUAUUUUUAGAUCCUACAAAAGCGGUUGAUACAGUUGAUUAUUGCAAUAGUUUUAGUUAACUGAGUUUUAGAGUUUCCUAGGUUAAUCCAUGGAAUGAGUCAUAAUCUUCAUUAAAGUAAUCAAACUGCUAUGUUUCGUGCAAGAAUGUUUCAGUUUAAAAAUUAGAUUUGAUGUUCGUCAAGGCUCAAUAUAAGGUCACCCAUUUUUAUACCUAUCUAUGAUAAAUUGUAUAAUGUAUUAAGAUAUGUGAUAUUUACUAACGCCAUUUUAUGGAUUGACGGACAUAUUCAUUAAUAUAUUCACAUCCUCAACUGUAGUCUGUCAAUAUCGUCAAAUGGGGUAUCCAGAUUCAUGGGGGUAAGGUUUUGUCCUCUUAUCCUUUACUGUACAGUUUUUUGGUGUUAAAUCCUACUUUUUUUUAUCCUAUUCUCUAUCUAGUAUUGUAUAAAUAUACGUAGAAAAUAUUUAAUUGAUCAUUAAUAUUCUUAACAAAAAUGAGAGCAUUUGGAAAGAAACGUUUUGAUCGGGCCUCGUAUACGAUUUCCAAGGUGGUUGUUAUGCAAGAUAAAGCUGGAGCAACUGAAACCUUUUGAAAAAUCAAGAUGCUUGAGUGUACUUAAAAAAAAUUCUUCCGUUUUUAAGAUGAAAUCCUUUUGAUUUGCUGCGAGGCAAAUUUGAA